AUGGCGGCGCCGCCAGAGUUGGCGGCCCUGGAGCGUGUGCCCGCGCCAACGGCGUCCGCGGUGGCCGCGGCGCUGGAGGAGUUCUGGCCCCGCUGGCGGCGACAGCCACAGAUGGCCACCCUGGUGCUGCGGAGGCUCUCGGAGCGGCGAAGGACCCGGCUGGCGAUGCUGGUCCUGGAGCAAAUGCGACAAAACGAGGUGGAGACCAACAUCUACCACUGGAAUCCCAUCAUCUACACCUUCUCCCAGUCCAGCUGGCAGGAAGGCUUCCAUAAGCUAACCCUCGCCGAAGCCUGGAGCGCGCUGCCGGACGUUAAGAGCCACACCUCGGUGCUCACGGCACAAAGCCGCGCCAAGGCCUGGCAAAGCGCCCUGCUGGCAAAGUUCCAGAAACCGCAGGAGGUGAGGCUUCACAACGUGGUGCUUGGCAGCUGCACAGCUUGGGUGCAUGUGAUGCAGCUGUUGGCUGGCAUGUCCACUGUGGCCUUGCUGCCAGAUGCUUUUAGCUACAGCGCUGGCACCACAUGGAACUUCGCGCUGCUUCUGGCCAAAGACGCCCGGUGCAGUGCUGUUGAGCUGGACAUCACCAACUUCGGCGCCAUCAUCGGAUCGGCCUGCGCGACCCGUAACGAGUCCCACAGGUCCCACGCGUCCCACGGCUCCUGGCGCGCGGGCUUGGCAUGGAUGGACCUGGCCGAGAGAGAUGGGCUGCGGCUGAGCCGGCCCGCCAUGAACGCCGCCAUGGAAGGCCGCUGGCGUGCGGCGGCCGCCUUCCUCGCGAAGAGCCCACCGCCCAACGAGGUGAGCUUUACCUCGGCAAUGAGCGCGUGCCAAGAGGCUUGGGAAGCUGCGCUGGACAUGUUCACCAAGUUCUGCGUGGUCCAGUGUGAGCUGAACACGUUUGUUUGCAACACCGCCACCUCCGCGCUGGGCGGAAGCGGAUGGCGAGCGCCUUACCUCAUGCUGCGGCAGAUGCAGGUGGCCACUGUAGAAGCUGACUCGGUGGCCUUCAGUCUGACAGGCGGUUUCCACUACGACUGGCGCCUCUCCGUGUCCACCUUUGCCGCGGGCCAAGAUCGCAGCCUGCCCUCGCGCUGCACCAAACUGCCGUGGCGCCACGCCCUUCUGGCAGAGCAAGAGGCUGCGGCGGAAGCGUGGCCUUUGGCGGCGCUGUUGCUGGCACGGAGCGUUUCCCGGCGCGUCGGCUCGGCGGCGGCCCUUCACCGCGUGGCAGAGGCUGAGACGAAGGCGUCCCUGUGGCAGCGAGCCCUGUAUGCGACGCAGACGAUGCAGAGGACCAACCUAGAGACGUCCAACAUUCUGUACAGCUCCAUCAUAGGCUCUGUGGACUGGGCAGCUGGGGUAAGUCUCAUGGACUCCAUGCGUGAUGCCGGCCUGGAGGUGAACAGCUACAUUUGCAGCGCUACGCUAAAGACACUGGGCCCCGCAAGGCAGUGGGCCAAGUCUCUGGAGCUCUUGAAAGGCAAUCAGGCGGUCACCAGCUUCUGCCUCUGCGCGGCGCUCCCCGCCUUCGACUGCAGCCUUUGGCGCCGCGGCCUCGCCGUCGCGACGGACGCGACGGACGCCGCCGGGCGCAGCAGCGCCGCACAGAUCUGCGGGGAGGGCGGCCAGUGGCGCUGGGCGGGACGGCUGCUGGAGGGCAUCCCCAUGGACGCCGUAAGUUUCACCAGUGCCCUCUCGGCCCGGGCUUGCGGUGGAUGGCGCUCGAGCUUGGCGCUUCUCAAGAUGGCCCAGGAGCUCCGGGCGUUGUCGCUGAACGUCUUCAACGCCUUCCUGGGCGCCCUGAACCCUUCCGCCUGGCGCUGGGCGGCCCGGAUCUUAGGCCGAGAGAUGGCCUCGGCGCGCCUGGCGCCGGACGUUUUGACCUUGGCGGCCUUCGACGCCCUCGACUCGGCCGGGGGCGGUUGCGCCCAACUGGGGCGCCUGGAGGCCGAAGCUGUGAGCUCUCUGCGGGACCGCAUCGCGGAGAGCAAAAGACAAAAGGCCGCCACCUGA
Messenger RNA from Effrenium voratum, 2016 nucleotides. Lineage: Eukaryota; Dinophyceae; Suessiales; Symbiodiniaceae. The record is from the annotation of a GenBank genome assembly.